Molecule: messenger RNA, 672 nt
Organism: Ambispora gerdemannii
Lineage: Eukaryota; Fungi; Glomeromycota; Glomeromycetes; Archaeosporales; Ambisporaceae
Source: the annotation of a GenBank genome assembly
AUGAACGCAAAAGAAAAAACUAAUUCAAUUUGUUGUCACCUCAACAAUAUUCUCCGGGAAACCUACUACGAACAAAUUCAUGGUAAAAAAGGUUACUCUUUGGGCUAUUAUACUACUUAUUAUUACUUAUUAAAAGAGUAUAAAAAAGCCGGGCAAUUAUGUGCUAAUUGUCAAGACUUUGCCAAAAAAGACAUUAUCCGAACCGAAGAAAAUGAGGAAGAAGAAACAAUUUAUACUCUCCACCCCGAAGUCAAAAAUAAAUAUUCCCUCAGUUCCGAGCCAGAAUUAGUUGAGGUUUUGACUAAUUUAAUUGCCAGUAUUGACAAUAUUCCUUAUUAUUCCUCUUCUAAUAUGUACUCCUCACUAGAUGAGCAAGAUGAGAAUCAUUAUCCUUUACCAGAACUAACUAAUUUGAACUUAGCCAAAAUAUUUAAUGAUUGGACGAAAACAGUUACUCGUUCGGAACGAUUAAAAGCCGCUUUAAGUGAGGAUCAGGUCAUGAUGAAAUUCUUAUUAGAAGCGGCUAUUAGCCUUAAUUAUGAUCUGAUCAAGAGAAAAGGAGAUGAGGAGAAAGAGGAUUUAAAAAAACAAAAAGAGCUGGUUGAUAAAUUAUUAACGGCUUUUGCUGAAGAAACAACUAAUAGAAAGCAAAAAGAAGAGAAAAGUAGUUGA